Molecule: messenger RNA, 7996 nt
Organism: Acanthopagrus latus (yellowfin seabream)
Lineage: Eukaryota; Metazoa; Chordata; Actinopteri; Spariformes; Sparidae
Product: netrin receptor UNC5C-like
Exons: 24
Coding region: 1286-4153 (955 amino acids)
Biological process (GO): netrin-activated signaling pathway
Cellular component (GO): membrane
Molecular function (GO): protein binding; netrin receptor activity
Source: RefSeq, a predicted model, not a curated record
UCGGAAUCCGUUGAUUUGAAGAAAUAUGCGCCGUUAGCAUCACACGACUUCAAAACUGUAAAAGGACCAUGGCAAAGAAAAUGAUUUGAAUUAAUUCUGAAGUUAGUUACACUCUGCUCUUACGACAGACAGUAGAAAGUCAAUUAUUUUAAUGGAAUACCGUGAAAGUAAGUUAGCUAGCUAGCCUGUUUCCCCAGUGUCACCAAUGCUAGCAUCUAACGUUAGCUAACGUUACCUUGUUUUGUAAGACUUGGAACAUGAAAUGGGAGGAAACCAAACAAAGUGGUGGAUGAAGUGCACUGGGAAGGGACGUGAAGGACUUGGACAACUUUUUCAAACUUUUUCAUCCCCAUGAAGAAAAUAAGAAGAGUCUUCGACGUCAAAUAAUGAGGUUUCACCCCCUCUCCUCCCUCGUCAUCCCUUCAUCUCCCCCACCCCUUCUCUCCUGCUGGCUUGGUGUUUAACAGUGGAGAAGAGUUCCGGAGGUGCGCCGAGAAAAACACUGCGAGGCCGAGACGCUGACAGAAUCCGAGGAAGAGGCAUGUCUCGCCUUUCCGUGACCAGUUUCACUGCGUGGAGUUGAGCGAAACCACCCCUCCUCCGAUUGGACCCACUCGCAGCUGUUCUGGAGUUGUGCUACUACAGAGCGCAGCGUCCCUGAAGCUGAUGGAGACUCGGGACACUUCACGUCCAGCUGAUGCGGAUGAUGCUGAAGGUCCGGCGGACGUGGCCGUCAGGGGGCAGACAUCAGUCGGUGAUCCGUUGGAGAAAACGUGGCUCUCUGGUUUUGCUCCUCACCGGCGAUGUUGUGUUAUUAAAGUGCGGAGCAGGAAGGAAACAGGGACCGAGGCAGGCAGCGCGGAGCGGAGCGGAGCGGAGCGGGAGGAAUAGAGAGUCUAGUGUUGUAGCCAGAGGGCGGUGGCAUUUCUCUCUCUCUGCGUAAACGGAGAGAGUGGAGAAGGAGAGAGCGCACGGAGAGAGACGAGCAGAGCUCAGUGGCGAGGCAGCAGUGCCGCUCACACGAGUGAUUCCACCACCUCUCCUCCUCUCACAGCUUCACCUGCGCCUCCUGAGGCGGACUCAGACUCACACCGGGACUGGAGGCGAUAUCCGCAGCUUUUUUUCUGGUUAUUUUUUUUUUUUUCUGAUUAUUUUUUUUUUAAACUCGUUUGAUUGAUCAGCAGACCCUUGUGGUGGAAGGGAAGGGGGGUUUCUCAGUUCCCCCGCCGUGGACCGAGGAGUUUUGUUUUUUGUGUGUGUUUAUGCGUUUUACGCGUCGCUUGUCAUGGGCAGAAGUGGACAGAGAAGUGGAAUAGGACGCGGGGCUUGCAGCUUGGUGAGGAUGUGCGCCACGCCGGGGAUCCUGCUUCUCCUGGUGCUCGCACACCGAGGAGUCGCCCAAGUGAGAGACGACGAUGACUUCCUCAGUCUGAGCGAGCUCCCGGAGACCUUCCCCUCGGACCCUCCCGAGCCCUUACCUCACUUCCUGUUCGAACCCGAGGAAGGCUACAUCGUCAAGAACAAACCCGUCAAUCUCUACUGCAAGGCGACGCCCGCCACGCAGAUUUACUUCAAGUGCAACAGCGAGUGGGUGCAUCAGAAAGACCACACCGUGGAGGAGCGAGUGGACGAAAACUCAGGUCUGGUGGUGAGAGAAGCCAGCAUAGAGAUCACGCGACAGCAGGUGGAGGAGCUGUUCGGACCCGAGGAUUACUGGUGUCAGUGCGUGGCCUGGAGCUCCGCCGGAACCACCAAGAGCCGCAAGGCCCACGUCCGCAUCGCAUAUCUGAAGAAGUCAUUCGAACAGGAACCUCUGGGAAAGGAAGUCUCCCUGGAGCAGGAAGUGCUGUUACAGUGUCGCCCUCCAGAGGGCAUCCCAGCCGCUGAGGUGGAGUGGUUAAAGAAUGAAGAGAUUAUCGACCCGGCGGAGGACAGAAACUUCUACAUCACCAUCGACCACAACCUGAUCAUCAAGCAGGCGCGUCUGUCGGACACGGCCAACUACACGUGCGUGGCGAAGAACAUCGUGGCCAAACGGCGAAGCACCACAGCAACUGUUAUCGUUUAUGUGAACGGCGGCUGGUCGACGUGGACGGAGUGGUCGGUGUGUAACAGCCGCUGUGGACGAGGUUUCCAGAAACGAACCCGCAGCUGCACCAACCCGGCGCCGCUCAACGGAGGGCUGCCUUGUGAUGGACAGGCCAUCCAGAAGCUGCCAUGUACCACGCUCUGCACCGUGGACGGCGUGUGGACAGAUUGGAGCAAGUGGUCUGCCUGUGGGACGGAGUGCACCCAGUGGAGGAGGCGGGAGUGCAACAACCCAGCGCCUAAGAACGGAGGGAGGGACUGCGAGGGGCUGGUGCUGCAGUCUCAGAACUGCACCGACGGCCUCUGUAUGCAAAGUUCAUUUUUUCAGAAGUCCACUGAGCCCAAAGAAAAGAGUGAUUUGGGAAUCCCAUCUGCUCCGAGCACGGACGACGUGGCGCUCUACGUGGGCAUCGUCAUCGCGGUGAUCAUGUGCCUGGUCAUCUCCGUCAUCGUGGCGCUCUUCGUCUAUCGCAAGACGCACCGCGACUUUGACUCGGACAUCAUCGACACCUCGGCGCUGAAUGGGGGCUUCCAGUCUGUUAACAUCAAAACAGCCCGAUCAGCCGAUCUGCUGACGGCUCCCCCCGACUUGACGAAUGCAGCUGCCAUGUAUCGCGGCCCGGUGUACGCCCUCCACGACGUUUCAGAUAAAAUCCCGAUGACCAACUCCCCUCUCCUCGACCCUCUCCCCAACCUGAAGAUCAAAGUCUACAACUCCUCCGGCCUGGUCACGCCUCAGGACGACCUCGGAGGGGACUUCACGUCCAAACUGUCUCCCAAGGUAACUCAGUCUCUUUUGGAUAACAGCGAUACUAUGAACCUUCGGAACCAGAGCUUGGCCCGGACACGGGACCCCUCCUGCACCGCUCAUGGCUCCUUCAACAACCAGGGAGGACACCUCAUCGUCCCCAACUCUGGCGUGAGCCUGUUGGUUCCAGCGGGUGCUGUUCCUCAGGGCAGAGUGUAUGAGAUGUAUGUGACGGUGCACAGGAAGGACAGCUUGAGACCCCCGGUAGAGGACAUCCAGACAGUGCUGAGCCCAGUGGUGAGCUGUGGACCUCCAGGAGCCCUGCUGACCAGACCGGUGAUCCUCACCAUCCACCACUGUGCUGACAACGUCCACGAAGACUGGCUCAUACAGCUGAAGAACCAACUGGCCAUGGGGGAGUGGGAGGAUGUGGUCGUCGUUGGAGAGGAAAACUUCACCACCCCCUGCUAUGUGCAGAUGGACUCGGAGGCAUGUCACAUCUUAACAGAGACCCUGGGGACUUACUGCCUGGUGGGCCAGUCAAUCUGCAAGGCAGCCGCCAAGAGGCUCAAACUGGCUGUGUUUGGACCCGUCUCCUGCACAACUUUGGACUAUCACAUCAGGGUCUACUGUCUGGACGACACACAGGAUGCACUCAAGGAGGUUCUUCAGAUGGAGACCCAGAUGGGAGGGAAGCUCCUGGAUGAACCAAAGACUCUGAACUUUAAAGACAGCACACACAACUUGAGACUGUCAAUCCACGACGUGCCACACACACUCUGGAAGAGCAAGCUCAUCGCAAAGUAUCAGGAGAUCCCAUUCUACCAGGUGUGGAGUGGCAGCCAGAGAACUCUUCACUGCACCUUCACCCUGGAGAGACUGAGCCCGGCCACCACAGAGAUCAGCUGCAAGCUGUGUGUGCGGCAGGUGGAAGGAGAAGGACAGAUCUUUCAGCUCAGCAACACACUGGAGGAGGAGGUCCAGUGCAUAGACACGUCUCUGAUGGAUCCUGCCAGUAACAUCACAACCUUGGUGGGGCCCAACGCCUUCCGCAUCCCUCUAUCUAUCAGACAGAAGCUGUGUGGCAGCCUAGAUGCACCACAGACCAGAGGCAACGACUGGAGGAUGCUGGCCCACAAACUCAACCUUGACAGGUAUCUGAACUACUUCGCCACCAAGUCCAGUCCGACCGGCGUGAUCCUGGAUCUCUGGGAGGUGCAGCACUUCCCCGACGGAGACCUCAACGAACUGGCCGCCGUGCUGGAAGAGAUGGGUCGCAGCGACAGUAACUUCGCCUCCAUGACAAAGGAACACUGACGAAGCAGCGUUGGCGACACUGACAAUGGCGGACGAUCACAUGUGAAUUCUCUACAGCUGAUACUGCAGCGACGGCAGCGACGCACCGGUUAAAUACCAGGGUAAUCACGCCAACGUGGUGACAGACGGGAACGCUCGAGCUGGUGCUGGAACUGUGUGUGUGUAUCUUUGUGUGUUUAUUUGAGCAAUGUCGCAGUGUUGUUUGUGACUGAAAAGGAGAGAUAAUCCCAACCUAAAAACACAAACAGAGUCUAUCAGGAUCCAACACGAACACACGCCUAAAAGAACAAAAAAAAAGAAGAAGAAAAAAAAACGAAAACAAAAGACGUCGUCUAGCGUAACACUAGUUGUUCUCUUGCUGUUGCUUUACUCAGAACAAAGAGACGCAGAGAAAAAAAGAAAGAUGGCUGACCUUGAAAACCUCUGUAGGAAUGGAACAGAAUCAUAAAGGGAGAGAGGCUAAACUGAUUACAAAGCAGUGGGAGAAGGUGGAGCGAGGACGAGGAGAGAGUGAGUAAGAGACGAGACUCUUCAGUGAGACGAGAGUAAACACAGAGAGAGACGCUAAACUGAUUACGGGAGGGGAGGACGUAAACAUUAAAUGAUGGAGGGAGCUGCAGGUGAUCAUCUGUAAGACGAGGAUGGAAAGCAGAGAAUGAGAGAGAGGGAAGGAAGGAAGGAAGGCAAGGAUCCCGCUCUUCUCCUGUGGGCCGUGGCUGUACGUGUGUGCCGGUACAGUUUGUUGUCUUUUUUAAUCGUUUCCUAGGGAACGCUCUAUGUACUCCGCUGUCCAUAUGUGUGGAUCAUUUCCUGCUAACAGAUCAGAACCAGAACAAGAACAGUGACUGUCAAUCAAAGGUCCUGACCAGAAACAAGCCCGAGAUGAAGUCGUAAGUGAUUUUUUGGUUUUGUUUUGUUGUUUUUUUUAAAUCCCCAACCCCGAGUGUGGACGCACCAAGUCAAAGGCGGCUGAACUUUAACUUGUGCCUGUAAUGUUUUUUUAAAGAAGCCAGUCCAAAGAUGAUCUCACUCCAGAUGGAUGCAAGUAAAAAAAAACAAAAAAAACACAUUUUUUCCAUUUUCCAGCAGGGUAAAGGUGUGACAGACUUGUGAAACUGUCUGUUUUGAGGUAUAUUUAAAAUUGCACUUAUGAUAAACAGAUAAACGAGGCAAAGAUGCAGACCAUCAGCUAUUCAUUCUCAUUCACAGUAAUACAUUCAUUUUAAAGUUCGCUCAUUUUUACUAAUUCUAUACAUUUUUGUUCAGGAAGAUACAACGUUCGUCACAAGCUUGAAGCGUUUAAACGACGAUCUUCAAAGCCACAAACGCGCCUCGAACUAGAUGGUGCAGGGUGGAGGUGACUCCAGCUACAGGUGCCACAUUAGGUUAACCACAACCUCAGGUCCAGGAGUCUCUCUGGAUAGAGCGACUGACGGAGGGGGGCUUGUUUCUGGACAGGGUCCAACUCAGAGAGGGAGCAAAAAGGGACGAAUGAGAAUAUAAUAAUAAUAUACAGAGGAGAAUAGUAUUAUGUGAUAGUGAAUUAAAUACAGCUGAUAUCAUUCAUUACCGCUAAAUGUAGCUGAUAUACAGAUUUUAUCACCCAUAUUUUCAUUUACAUGUGUGUAUAUAUAUAUAUAUAUAUAUAUAUAUAUAUAUAUAUAUAUAUAUAUAUAUAUAUAUAUAUAUAUAUAUAUAUAUAUAUAUAUAUAUAUAUAUAUAAUAUUUCUUUCAUAUGUUCUGUGUCCCGUCACCACAGGAUGUCAGUUGUGUUAUCUGCCGUCUGGCCACAUGUGAUUUGUUCAUCACCACCAUGACUUUGCUGGUCACUAGCGCCAUCCAGUGGCUUCAGAAGAAUAACAGCAUUUACGUUUUUUUGUUGUUUUUUUUCUUGUUGUUUUUUUUCUUGUUUUGGAUCGUCUGAAACAUGUAAAUACAUGAUUAUCAUGUUCAUUCUAAUGACCUUAUAUUAGCAUAAUAUGUUUUGUUCAUUCUUGUGUUAUUUACAGUAACAUUGUUUUAUUAAGCUGCCAUUUUUAAUGUUUUUUGUUGUUGUUUUUAGGGUGUGGGAUAAAAUCUGUAACAUAUCAGUUAGUUGCUCUUUUAUUUUUUCAAACAAAGUUCUGUCUGCAACUAACAUUCCAACUCGCGGUGUAUUUGUUGAAAGAUGUUGCGAUUUAGAGCUAAAAAUCAAGACACGGAGUGAAGUGAAGCGAGGGGAUCGUGUACAAUGAAGUGUAAUAUAUUUUGUGUAUUGCAACAAAAAAAAAGAAAAAAAAAACAACAUUGUGAAGCAAGGCUGGCUUUUUAAAUGUAUGCACUGACUCAGGUCAACAGUGUCUGGUGGGAAAAAGGUGCAACAAGCCAAACUCGAGGGAGACGAACGGCCUUAUUUUUAGUGGCUUUCUGAAUCGGAGGCCCCUGUUCACCUUGUAAAGAAAGAGGAAUAUUCACUUCAAAGGAAAAUACAUGUAAAAUAUUUAAAAAACUGAGAUAUUUCUGCUCUGAACUACGGAGAGACGCCAUAUGAAUCUAAACUUCAGUUAUGUAGAGGAGAUACUGAGGAGGAUAAACUGUCGAGAGAAACCAAGUGGGCUGACAAACACGGCCUGCGUUAACAACAGUACAAAAGGUCAGAUUUUUACCUCUUCAUGACAGAUUUCAUCUCGUUGUUGUCCACACAGGAGAAAAACCUUGAGGCAUCGAUUUUUUUCCAGCAUUGAUUUUUUUCCACAUUGAUUUUCCCGCCUUUGUUCAGUUGGUCAGAAAUAUGCCAGUUAAAAAUCUGAACUCUUGUGUUGAUGUGAAUCCAGACGCCUCCAGAUGACGGUGCGUUUUUUUUUUUUUAAUUUACGGGAUGGCCUUAUUGAAAAGCAAAUGGUGAAAUGACGGCGUGGAUGUUUUGUAUGUUUAAAAAAAAAUUAUAAUUGUAAUCGCUGAUGUCAGAUGUGAGGAAAUCAAAAGGGAAGAGUUGUGUAAAAAAAAAAACAUGUUGAGGAUAAAAGCCUAAAAACAUCAAGUCAUCAAUUUCAGUUUGUUGUCGGAACAAAAUAUGAACCCAAAGGUCAUGAGCGGUUUCUCUUUCAUACACGCGAUCAUCAACAUGCGAAACACAGAAUCCCAGAUCAAACUUUUAAGUUGCAAGGAAACAAUCGGUCCUGAAAUAAGAAGUUACCGGUCGACAUGUAGCUUUUCCCCCCAAAACUUCAUCCUCGCCAUGAUCUCAGUCUACAGUUUACCAGUGGGACGGACUGUUUGUUAGUAGAGUAGACUGAAUAACAGAAAAAGGGAGUUUUCAUACGAGGCGAGCAAACGCAGGCCUCUGGGAGGUGAAUACUUCAUGAUGUGAAAAAUUAAGAAAGUAGUGUUAAGGUAUCAAAGUAUGUAAAAAAAAAAUAUUUUCUAUCCACAGUAUGUACAGUUGUGUACUGUCAGCUAUAUUUGGCAAAAUUUGAGAAUAUAAAAAAAAAAGAGCAGUACAGUUAGAUACUAGUUUGUAUGUUCCAAGUUUUCUUUUUUAAUUUAAUUUUAAGUUUCUUUCCUGUUUUGUAAAAGCGGUGUCUACUAUGCAAACUUGGCAUUGGUUACCAUGAUAGAAGUCUAUAACUAGAGCUGUGCUUGUAAGUGCAUUUUCUUUUUGGAUUUUUACUAUCAGGGGUGAUUUGAUUUGGUUAGUUGCGGGGUAGUGUUGGUCCAUUUUAGCUAAUUCUGGCACGCUUCAUGAAUCUUGCUCAAUCUUGCUGAAUGCUCGCCUCUCUAUCUCCUCUAAUUGUUUUCUGUACAAAGUGUAAGAAAGAAUUUUUAAGACAAUUAAUAAAUUAUAUUUAUAAGCAACGCUGAAAA